UAUCAAUAAAAAAUAUUUUAACUCUUUGUAGUGGGUGUUGCAAGAGGUGAUAACGCAGAGCAUGAAGAAAAUGUAAAAAAAUAUUUCUGCUGUUGGUGCCAAAGGAUCAAAUCUCUAAUAGAUUUUGAGGAAAUAAAAUCAGAGGAAUGUGAUUUUCAGAAAUAUAAACAUUUUAUCAUUCCUCCUACCUCCGUUCAAAUGGAGAAAAAAGUUAUAAAGAACAUAAAACCCUUGUCUGACGAAAACUGGGAACCGCUAAUAGUUAUUGCAAAUCGCAAAUCUGGAAGCAAUAGAGGAGAUGAAGUGCUUUCUCUGUUCAGAGGGCUUCUUAAUCCUAUACAGGUUGUAGAUAUAAGCACCAACACUCCCGAGACGGUAGUGCGAUGGCUUCCACCGAAAUGUCGCAUUCUGGUCUGUGGCGGAGACGGAACCGUGGCUUGGGUUCUCAAUUCCCUGGCAACUGCUGAUAAUGUUAAAGCGUCGGUGGCUAUACUGCCGAUGGGCACCGGUAAUGAUUUAUCUCGCGUGCUGGGCUGGGGACCGGGCUGCCCCUCGCACUUGGACGCACACGCUAUCGCUUCUGGCGUCAAGCAAGCUUCGCAACAAUUACUCGAUAGAUGGAAAAUAACAAUAAAGCCGCAGCGGUCUCGGCUCGGCCGGCUGCGCGCCGACCGUGUGCUCUACGCGUACAAUUACGCGAGCAUCGGUGUCGACGCACAAGUCGCGCUGGACUUCCACCACGCCAGGACACAGUUCCUUUAUAGAUACGCCAGUCGAACUUUGAAUUAUGUGGCGUACGCGUGCCUGGGCGUGGGCGCGCUGGACGCGGGCGUGCGCGCGCUGGAGCGGCGCCUGCGCGUGGGUGGAGCGCGCCGCUGCGCGCUGCCGCCGCUGCAGGCGCUACUGGCGCUCAACAUCGCGUCGUGCGCCGGCGUCGACCUCUGGCGAAUGGGAAACGAGGGAGAAGUCCCAGAACAACAUAUAGACGACGGACGACUGGAGGUAGUUGGCAUUUCGUCAUCAUUCCACAUUGCGCGGCUUCAGUGCGGUUUAGCGGAGCCGUAUCGAUUCGCACAAGCUUCUAGACUUAAGAUUGAACUACAAGGGUCCUGCGCGAUGCAAGUGGAUGGUGAGCCGUGGAUGCAGGGCCCCGCCACAAUAUACCUGGAGCCGUCUGGUCAAAGCACGAUGUUACGCGCAAAAACAUAACAUACCUAUUGCCUGGGUAGUUUAAGUACCUCGAAUGCACUUCGGAAUUAAAAAUAUGCCAUUUUGAUCUUAGUAAAAAAAAAUAAUUUUAAGUUAAGUCAAUGUCCAUUUUGCCAAUUAAUAAAAUUUUAAAUCUCAACUAAUAAAGGUUAACUAUUUCGAAUAUUAAAUUUUAAGGUGAGAUGUUAAAUGGUGAAUUAUGUACUAAACAAAUAAACAUAAUACAACAAA
Manduca sexta (tobacco hornworm) is the source of this 1440-nucleotide messenger RNA. Its product is annotated as diacylglycerol kinase epsilon-like. Gene Ontology annotation, molecular function: ATP-dependent diacylglycerol kinase activity. Lineage: Eukaryota; Metazoa; Arthropoda; Insecta; Lepidoptera; Sphingidae. The record is from RefSeq and is a predicted model, not a curated record.